AUGAUGAAUCCAGCUGAUUUCCCUUCCGGUCGCAGCCGAUUUGGCGACGCAAAUGCGUUCUACCCGCAUGAGAAAGCCGACUUCCAGGAUUUAAACGUUCGCCUUGAACGGUACAUUUCUCUGGUGAAGGGUCUCGAACGUGACAAUGCAGUACUUGUCAGCGAACUUCGUAAUCUGCAUGAAUCCUGGGGUCAACAGAAUACCGAUUAUAAGUCUUCAUUUUCCAAGUCCUUGCUUAUCAACAGAGAUGAAUCUGUGGCUGCAUUGAAAACUUCAGCUGAGCAGUCAAUCCGGGCCAAGCGUAUUCAUGCCAACAUUGAUUUGCUCAAUCGCAGAAUAGAAGGCAUUCGAGUUGCUGAACAAGGAGAUCGUGCAAGAUGUGCCGAACUACGUUCACAAAUCUCUAAAGCUGAAGCUGACCUUGAACUUCAGAUGCGCGAGAAUGGCCGGCUGGCCGACGAACGUGCUCAGUUGACUGCACAAAAUGCUGGUCUUUACACUGACUACGAGAGGAUCUGGGAUGAAAUCGAUCGUAUCCGUCUUGAGUUAGCUGAGUAUCAAGCGAGGGAAGAGCGACUCUUGGCCGAGAAGGAAUUCCUAUUGAAGGUACAAGAGCGUGAAGUAUUCGAGAUCAACAAUCUCCUAGCUGAAUCAUCAUUUGACGCUCGAAAGUUCUUUGAAAAUGAUAUUGCCCUUGCCAUCAAAGAUAUCAAACUUGAAUAUGAAGCAUCGCACAAACUUAUUCGCUCCACUGUCACUACUUACUACCACAAGAAGGCGGACGAAUUGCGUAGAAUGGCUGAGGCAAAGAGUUCCGAUGAGACAAAAUACCGCAGGGAUCAAAUCACAAAGAUGGAGAACAUGAUCGGUGAUCUUAAGCAGAAAUUCCGUCCUCUGGAGGAUAGAAAUCAUAUGCUUGAGAACGAAUACAAACAACUGCAGAAUUCGAUAAAGAACGAUGAGGAUCGCUAUGAGGGUGAGAAACGACGUCGUGAUGACGAGUAUAAGAACGCACUGGCAAUGUAUCAACGUCUGCUUGCUGAGCAAGGUGCGAUGUCUGAGGUAACGCUGCUGGAGUUGGAAAUCUACAGAAAGAUGAUUGAAUGCGAGGAGAAGAGAUGGGGACAUCGAGAUUUUGUAAAAGUGCAGGAGUCGUACUCUCAGGUCACAAAACACCGAACAUAUUCGGGCGAUAUUCGCAUAAAGGAUUGUGACGAAUACGGAAAGUAUGUGAUUGUAGAGAAUGCAGGACAUGGUGAUCACCGCCUUAGCGGUUAUCGUAUCAGCAGAAUAGUAAGAGGUUCUGAACGAUCGUUUACCUUCCCCACUCUUUUCGUCUUGGCUCCAAGAGAGACUGUACAGGUAUCAGUACGUGGCUACACACCUGAGAAACGCGACUAUACCCAUCACUUCGUUUACGACGGUGACACAACUUGGGGCAUUGACGGAAAUGUGCUGACACGUCUCUACAAUACACAAGGAGUUGAAAUUUCAAAUUUUGAAGUACGAGCAAAGUAG
Molecule: messenger RNA, 1518 nt
Organism: Necator americanus (New World hookworm)
Lineage: Eukaryota; Metazoa; Nematoda; Chromadorea; Rhabditida; Ancylostomatidae
Exons: 16
Coding region: 1-1518 (505 amino acids)
Biological process (GO): heterochromatin formation; protein localization to nuclear envelope; nuclear envelope organization
Cellular component (GO): nuclear lamina; nuclear envelope
Molecular function (GO): structural constituent of cytoskeleton
Source: RefSeq, a predicted model, not a curated record